Messenger RNA from Harpegnathos saltator (Jerdon's jumping ant), 2154 nucleotides. RefSeq lists its product as uncharacterized. The transcript has 3 exons. The record is from RefSeq and is a predicted model, not a curated record. NCBI's taxonomy places the organism in Eukaryota, Metazoa, Arthropoda, Insecta, Hymenoptera, Formicidae. The coding region runs from base 257 to 1276 and encodes 339 amino acids.
UUCCGUCCGCGCGAUCCUCGGUCGCGAGAACGAGAUAUCGAUCGACGCGAUCGAACCUCGCGCGCGCGCGCGUGCGCACACACACACGCGCGCACAGCAGCAGCACAGCCGCCGCGCGUGAAACACGGAUGGAUCGCGCGCGAAGUCGCGAGAACGCACAGUGAAUCCCCCGAAAAGCAUCCCCCCUCGGAGGUGAAGGACCAGACACGAUUUCGCGGGAUUCCGUGGGAACAGGUGAGGGUGACGGGCCACCUAUAUGAGGUGCUGGGAUCCUGGGAGGUCAUAUGCUCGUUGUCCUGUUGAGAGUCCUCCGCUCUUCAGGAUGCCACGGAAGAUCGGCGUCUACGUUAGCGCGCUGCUCGUCCUGCUGCUCGAGCUGACAGCAUCGACCGUGGUCCUGCCGAGGCCACCCUCGUCGCUCAAUCACAUCCGCCAUGAUCAGCGGGAGUUGUCCGCGCGGAAGGCGGUCGAGGGCAAGUCUCUGCACGGCGUCUCGCGGAAUAUCGCCGCGGGGAGGCCCGACGAUUACAGACUCCUCGAGAUCGAGCUGCAAAGCGCAGAGGAGAUGGACGCGACGAAUCUGCAAGGUCUGGUGCGCGCGAUGCUGAAGCAGCAGCAACAGAAGCAGCAGCAGCAGCAGCAGCAGAUCGAGCAAACGCCCAACGACAGCUACCCGAACCCCGAGGUGAUCCCGCACUCGAUCGUCGGCGUGCGAGACAUGGGCGGGCUGAGCCCCAAUUACCGCUUGGACACCUUCGACGACGACAAACGCGUCUUACUGAGUCCACCGAAGCUGCAGAGCCUCGACGAGAAGCUCUACUACCUGAAGAGCGGUCGACCCAAGGUCUACGUGAACGUGCGGGGCAAUAGCGGUUCUUUCCGCAAAGGGGAGACCACGUCGCCGAGCGCGACCCCGAGCGAAGGCCCGUUGGGUCUCGUCAGGGUGACGCGACCCUUCGAGAGGCAGACCGAGCGGAAGGUUCGGAACAAAAAGGCUCGACCGCCGAAGAAAUUCGACCGUCGCGUCGACGGGAUCGUCGUUCUGGCCAGCGAACAACUCGACAAAAUAAACGACCAGGGAGCGUCCUACGGAGCUGACGACCUGUCCACCACGGAGAACUCGGUGGUCACGUCCAGCGAGCUGCCGAAACAGAUACCCGCGCCGCCCAGCCGAGCCCGAGGACGAGUGCUGAUGGUGCAGACCACGCCUGUGCAGAGGUACGCGCUGAGGAGGACGGAUAUCUUGCCGGGAUACGGCUUCACCAGCGACGAAUGAUCGCGCGGUCUCUCGAGAGACCGCGCGACCGCGACGCCACCCUGAGGAUUCUCGCGACAUCUUGUUCUCGCGCGCGUCCGGCGCGCGUGUCGACGACGAGCGACAAAUCAUCGUGGAACGCGAUGAGAAGGCAGAAUUCCCGAGCGAGCCGACGCUUUCGCGCCGAUGUCGCGGCAUUCUGGGAAACUUUAACUGGGAGGGGAGGGGGGUGUAGCUGUGAUUGCACGAAAAGAGGGAUAAAAGGGAAGGAAAGAAAAACGGAGAAUGUCUUCGCACUCGACGACGACCUGGCGCGAUACGCACGUUGAAUUCGACGCCGAGUGCGAGCCUCGGGCUUAAUUUAUGCUGAGCAUAACAAUCUACGAUAAGAUACGCAUAACUCGUUAUUUAUAUAAUUUAAUAUAUGCUUGUGUAAUAUAGAAAGUCGACUAAUAUAGAAUUAAGAGAGUGCAAAGUAAUAUAUUAACUCGCAGUUGAGCAAUAAAAUGAGCGAGAAAUCGAAUCGUCGUCCUCGUCGUCCGUGUUGUCCCUGCGCUGUCUCAGCGCUGUCCAAUUUGCAAGGUUGAGAGGAAGUUAAUUUUUUUUAAUCUAACUCUCCGGGAGAGCAAGGGAGGUUCUAUAUAAUUACGUAUAUAAACUUGUAUACAAUUAUAUGUGCGAAUUGUGCAGGAGCAUGAGCCACGUAUGAAUUUUGUUUCCACACGGCCACAUAUACCCAUACGGCGCAAAAAGUUGCAGCAACAUUGCUGCAACGUUGCUGCAACUUUUGUACUGUAUGGAUAAAAUCGCACAUGCAAUUAUACACGUCCGUGCGAAAAACGAAGCUAUUGAGUGAAAAGUGAAAAGAACCUUUUCAAACAUCGGCGUCUUUCGGGUUA